This is a messenger RNA of Penicillium cinerascens, 756 nucleotides long. Its product is annotated as sulfotransferase family protein. Bases 1 to 756 code for a protein of 251 amino acids. The transcript is spliced from 3 exons. The record is from RefSeq and is a predicted model, not a curated record. Lineage: Eukaryota; Fungi; Ascomycota; Eurotiomycetes; Eurotiales; Aspergillaceae.
AUGGAGGUUCUCCUUUUAGGGAUGCCGCGGACAGGUACCAUCUCAAUUCGCAUGGCGUUCGAGGCUUUGGGAUACAGGCCUUUUCAUGGCCGCAUGAUGGACGAGAUGCCGCACCUGUACCCACUGUGGACAGAGGCGCUCCAAGCUCGUUACUACGGUAUUGGCAAAGAGUUCACUCGCGAAGAGUAUAAUAAACUCUUCGACGGCUUCAAUGUCUCUUGCAACAUCCCUGGCACUCUUCUGGCGGAAGGUCUUAUCAAAGCCUACCCGGAAGCAAAGGUGAUAUUGACCACACGUGACGUCGACAAAUGGCUCGAGUCGAUGAAGCAAUCGGUCGACUCAGCCGUGAGAUGGAAAUCAUUUGAUUGGCUUGCACCUUGGGAUCCGAAGGUGAUCGGUCCUUGGUGGCGUUACCACAAAUUUACCCAUGCAUUGCGGCCUCUGAUUGCGCCUCAGGGGGAGCGUCAGGCCUACCUCAACUACUAUGCUCGAAUCAAGGAGUUGGUUCCAGCAAAUCAGCUUUUAGAGUUCCAUCCUAGUGAUGGAUGGGAGCCGUUGUGCGAGUUUUUGGGCGUCCAAAUUCCACCGGAACCAUUCCCCCAUGUGAACAAUACGGACCAGUUUUUGGCGGGUAGGAAAAAGCGCUGGUGGCGCAUGAUAGGGUUGAUGAUGCUGAAGCUGGUGACACCAGCUAUAGUGGUUGCAUCCACGGCGUGGCUGAUUCGGGGGCGGACAGCGUUGUUGCUGCGCGGGUAA